CUGACAUUCUGUCCUCCCAGUCCUUCACGGAUACACAUACCGCUCUGCGAGAAGGCACACGCGCCUUGUCGAGUACCUUGUGCCUCUAAUAAUAUUGUCCGCCCUCUCCUCACACUCAUUAACAGCACCAGCGAGACUCGAGAAGGAACACACACACUCAUUUUGCUACUAUGGACUCGAUGCGAUCCCUCAACACUUCGUUGCCUUCGACAACAUCACCGAAAAAACACAACCAACCUCCAGAACAACUUCUCCAAGCGUUCAGGGCUGCCGCACUUUCGGUCACAAAUCUGUACAAAACUGCCGCUUCGGAUCAGGCAGCAGCACAUGAAGCCGGCUAUCAAGACGCGGUCGAAGAUCUCAUAGCUUUCCUGGACAAAGAAAACCUAGGAUCGGGAAGUACAGAUGGUUCUAGGAUAAGACAGUGGGCUACGGAACGCCUCGCUGGUUCCGCACCCCCUCAGAAUAACAGCGAGAGCGAUGAAGAGACGGAAGUAGAGAAACGAGCCCGUAGCUCUUCCCCAGUUCUGGAACGCAAGUCUGUUCAAGAGACGCAACAGACGCCUACAGCGCCGACGCCCAUAGAGCGUCAUGACUCGGCGCCCCCAGUAUCGCCGGACGAGACAAGUCGAUCGAUACCCUCUGGGGAGUUUACUUUCCGAUCAAGCCACCCUUUUCCAAGCACGAAUGACGUUGAUAUGGAAACCACCGAUAAUAGCCAAAGCUCUACCACACAAGUACCCGCCAUGCGACUCGAAAUCCACCCACGAGGAUCAAGAAACCCUCCCCGACAUGGUAGUCGGAACCGCAACGCGAACUCUGCAAACCUGGGACAUGGUGCCGGGAUGAAAAGACGGCAUCAACUCGAAGAGUUCUUCGACAUUGGCAACUUCGGCAACGGCAAAGACCGAUUUGGUGGCGGGGGCAAGAAAGGGCGCUUCUCAUGAAUGACAUGUACGACUGAUCCAUGAUGUUCUCGAAUACCUGCAUCGACAAAGGCGUUUAUCACGGACCUCGGUCCACGAUCGGAGACAGUUUUGAGACUUAGCAAUGAUGGGCUGCAUGGCGCGGGGCCCUUUGACGAUUUGUUUGCAUUCGAUCGGUAUGAAUAAACGCAGAGGACACGAUAUUGCGGCGGAGCAAAGGCGAUGUCACGACAUAGAAUUAUACCCUAGUUGAGCUUCAUCCCGCAUUUCUGUGCAUAGCGGGUCUUGAUACAUAUACAAAUACAAAUACAUACGAU
Messenger RNA from Pseudovirgaria hyperparasitica, 1243 nucleotides. RefSeq lists its product as uncharacterized. NCBI's taxonomy places the organism in Eukaryota, Fungi, Ascomycota, Dothideomycetes, Acrospermales, Acrospermaceae. The record is from RefSeq and is a predicted model, not a curated record. The coding region runs from base 171 to 947 and encodes 258 amino acids. The transcript is spliced from 2 exons.